This is a messenger RNA of Sinocyclocheilus anshuiensis, 2028 nucleotides long. Its product is annotated as non-muscle caldesmon-like. Gene Ontology annotation, biological process: actin filament bundle assembly; angiogenesis. The record is from RefSeq and is a predicted model, not a curated record. NCBI's taxonomy places the organism in Eukaryota, Metazoa, Chordata, Actinopteri, Cypriniformes, Cyprinidae. The transcript has 16 exons. Bases 103 to 1794 code for a protein of 563 amino acids. Gene Ontology annotation, cellular component: actin cytoskeleton. Gene Ontology annotation, molecular function: myosin binding; actin binding.
GCCCUUUCAGCAGCACGAUCACACUUCAAAACUAAAUUGGACAGCACGCUGAAACCCGCUCCAGUUCGUUACAGCUUGUACCCCAAGAACUCUGUGCGAAGCAUGGAUGAGGACUUUGAUUUUGAGCAUCGCAGAGAGUUACGGAGACAAAAGCGAGAAGAGAUGCAGCGGGAGGCAGAGAAGAUGAACUCUCACGAUGAUGAUGAGGAAGCGGCCCGGGAGCGCCGGAGACGAGCCCGUCAGGAACACCUGCGCAAUAUGGAGAAUGAGGAGUCGAAUAACACUACAACAGAAACUAACACUACAGAGACGUCCUCCUUGAUCACUAGUUCGGCACCAGCUGAGGAUGAUGAUGAGCAGGCUCUCUUAGAGAGGAUUGCCAAAAGAGAAGAGCGGAGACAGAAAAGGAUGAAGGAAGCUUUGGAGAGACAGAAGGAACUUGAUCCCACCAUCACGGAUGAAACUGUCACCACUACCACAGAGGAUGAGCCAAGUGGUAGAAAUGGUGAACAAGAGUCCUCCCAAAAUGAUGUUUCUUCAGAAACCAACUCUUGGAAGGAAAGGGAAGAGAAAAAUGAGGAAGAAAAGAUAGAGGAAAGCAGUGUAGACGUUGAGGAGGCAAUCACAAAAAAGGAGGAUCCAGUGCCAGUCACAGCAGCAGAGGAACCCAAAGAAUCUCCUGAGAAGACUGAUGACCCAGAAGAGGAAGAUAGAUCACAAAGGUCCUACCUCAGAGAACAGAAAUCCACAGAGGAGAAACCCAAAGAACCAGCUGCACUGAAUGAGGUUGUAGAGGAAAAACCAAAACCUUCCUUUUUACGUGACAAACUGAAAGUGUCAACAAAGCCACAAGAUGUAGCUGACAGCGCCGCCAAAGCCAAGAAACCAGAGAAGACACUAAGUCCCACCAGCUUGCGUUCUCCUGACACAGAAAAGCAAGGUCCCAUCACCAAGCUGGAGGCAGAACGCAAGCUCCAAGAGCUGAAGCGCAGGCGGAAUGAGACAGACAGCGAGGUGCUGGAGAAGAUGAAGCAGAAGCAGCAAACUGCCGAGGCCGAGCUCGAGGAGCUGAAGAAGAAGAGGGAGGAAAGGAGGAAGAUUCUGGAGGAGGAAGAGAAGCAGAAGAAACAGCAGUUGGCAGAAAAGAAAGCCAAAGAGGAGGAAGAGAGGAGGAAGAUGAAGGGAGAGAUUGAGCGAAGGAGAGCAGAGGCAGCCGAGAAAAAAAAACAAACGGAGUCAUCGAAAGAAGGGAGCAAAGCACCAUUCAUCGCUCCGAAGGGUGCCUCCGCAAAGAUUGGAGAGAAAGCCGAAUUUCUGAACAAAUCUGCUCUAAAAAGUCCCGUUAAGACGUCACACACUCCAUUAGUUUGCAAGAUUGGAAACAGACUAGAGCAAUACACUUCUGCUGUUCAGACCAAAGAAGUGACCAAAUCACCCAAAUCUCCUGUGGAUGUACCUGUGGCUGAAGGCCUGCGGAGCAUCAAGAGUAUGUGGGAGAAGGGGAAUGUGGUCAAUCCCACCCCGAGUCCAGCAAGCCCCCCACCGGUCACCAAGGAAACAGCUGGCCUGAACAUCGGUGUGGCUGGUCGCAUUAACAGCUGGAAAGCCAAGACUCCAGAGCCCAAGCCUGCUGAACCCAAACCAGCUCCUGAACCAGAAAAACCACCUGCCAAAACAGAGCAAAAGCCAGCUGCGGUCACUAAACCACAUGGCCCACGGGAAACAAAGGGCUCCACACCUGCCAAGGUGUUCGCAGCCAAGAGUAAAUUCGUCACAAAUGGAACAAGAAAAUAAAGACAUCCGACGGAUCCCAGAUCAGCCAAAGUGGAAGAUGCAUCCAUUAAAUGUGCAUGAUUUUGCAACUUCAGGACACAGAUCUUACAUUGGAAAUCAAGCGACAACUUACAGAACAAAAUAAACAUUUUGUAAGUUUAAAAAGCCUUUAAAGUAAAACAUUUAAACUGACUAAAAUUACCAUGAAUGCACAAGACAAAUAAUACAUAUUAAAGUAUUAAAGGGAUAGUUCAC